Trematomus bernacchii (emerald rockcod) is the source of this 1174-nucleotide messenger RNA. RefSeq lists its product as uncharacterized. The record is from RefSeq and is a predicted model, not a curated record. NCBI's taxonomy places the organism in Eukaryota, Metazoa, Chordata, Actinopteri, Perciformes, Nototheniidae. The transcript is spliced from 6 exons. Bases 65 to 1039 code for a protein of 324 amino acids.
UUUCCUUGUUUUCAACGUUUUUUCUCCUUCAGAUCAUUCAACACCAUCUUCCCUCACGGAUACCAUGUCACCUUCAAGUGAUAAUGACCUCUCCAGUCAAAGAGAAUGGGGGGCUCCCACAGGCCGAAAUGUGUCCAGCUUUGAAGUCAUGAACACGUCUACCACAGAGGUUUCUGAGUCGGAGGCUGCAAAAGAGAUGGUAGAAAGUGCUCUGCUUAAGAAACCUGGAGGUGAUGAUGUCCUGGAAGAGUACAAGUCAGAAAAUUCACUGAAGCACAGCACUCGGAGACAGCUUGUCAACAUAUUGGCUAGCCAUAUGACUGAAAUGCAUGGGAGGAUUCCUUCCCGUAAACAGAAGGAGAAGUAUGCCCUCGGAAUCAUUAGUCUCUUUCCGUCCCUGAAAGAUCCCUUUUCUCGAAAAGGCUAUCUAACUCAAGACUUCCUGCUGCUGUUUGGUACUGAAACAGCCUGCAAGAUGUUUGAGAAGUGGGACACUGCUUUCAAGAUCAAGAUUAUCAAAGAAGCCAAACACCUGACUCAGUCAACAGAGCUGUGUCGACUUCUGAACGCUGCUGAGACACUUGCAGAGAACGAUGACACCAGCUGGGACAGUGACAUGGCUUGUCUGCUGCUGCUCCUCUAUCUCUUGCCACCCACUGCUGGAAGGAAGAGGACCAAGAUCAGUCCCAGUGAUGCAGUGGACAAAAUGGUGCACUUCCACAAGUCAUGCUGCAGCAUCGAUGAGCACCUGCGGGGAAGAAAGGGUCAACAACCGUACAUCCUUGCUGCUGGCCGAACCCGGAACCGGAUUGACACCUUCUACAUUGUAAUCGACAAACAGCUCAUCCCAUGCCAAGCCACCAGCUCAUUGGGUGCUUUUGACGAACUGUUCAAAUCUCACUAUGUGUUCAACCUGUCCUUCGAGGAGUCGUUGGUCCAGCUGUACACAUUUGUCCAGACAACAGUAUACAACAUCGACAUCAACACAACAGAUGAGUCUCCCAGAAUCCGUGAGUUGCGGGCAAAACUCUUGAACUAGGAUCAAAACAUGUACAAGUGUUUCAUAUGUCAAGCUGUACACAAGACUUGCCAGUCCUUGGUAAGCCAUUUAAGAAUGGAUCACAGUUUCUAUCCUAGCAGCAGGUUUAAGUUGGUUUGUGCACAAGAUCGUUGU